AUGAAUCCGGAGUAUGACUAUCUCUUUAAGCUUCUGCUUAUCGGAGACUCAGGUGUUGGCAAGUCAUGCCUUCUCUUAAGAUUUGCUGAUGACUCGUACCUGGAGAGUUAUAUCAGUACUAUUGGUGUUGAUUUCAAAAUACGUACCGUGGAGCAAGAUGGAAAGACUAUGAAGCUGCAAAUCUGGGACACUGCUGGGCAAGAACGCUUCAGAACUAUUACUAGCAGCUACUAUCGAGGGGCUCACGGGAUCAUUAUUGUCUAUGACGUGACAGACCAGGACAGCUUCAACAAUGUGAAGCAGUGGUUGAACGAGAUUGAUCGCUAUGCUAGUGAGAAUGUUAACAAGCUUCUUGUAGGGAACAAAUCUGAUCUCACUGACAAAAGAGUUGUAUCAUAUGAGACAGCGAAGGCAUUUGCUGAUGAGAUUGGCAUCCCAUUCAUGGAGACCAGUGCAAAGAAUGCCUUGAACGUUGAGCAGGCUUUCAUGGCUAUGUCUGCUUCAAUCAAGGACAGGAUGGCGAGCCAGCCAGCCGCAAACAGCGCUCGCCCAGCCACGGUGCAGAUCCGCGGGCAACCUGUCGAACAGAAGACAAGCUGCUGCUCUUCUUAG
Molecule: messenger RNA, 612 nt
Organism: Triticum turgidum subsp. durum (durum wheat)
Lineage: Eukaryota; Viridiplantae; Streptophyta; Magnoliopsida; Poales; Poaceae
Source: the annotation of a GenBank genome assembly